AGCGGUGCGGCCCAGUGCGGCUGCGGCCAGCACCGUUGUGACCGGCGUCCGGUGGGCCAUCUGGCGCCUAGUUGGCACGGCUGACCCAGUGCUGGCGGCCCGACCAGAUGGAGACUGCAGUCAGCGGUCCAGAGCCGCACGGAGCACCGCUCCGACCCACGUCCAUCCUGAGGAGCCGGGGCGCCGUGCCUCAGCCACAGUCAAUCCUGAGAAACAGGGACCCGUCGGCAGUGCCUCGGUAUGGGAACGACCUCAGCCAGGGUAGCGUGAGGACUGACCUGGCUCCGAGUAAUAGUGAGCGCGACCUGCGCGGGGACAGCGAGUCCGUCCGGCUCGAGAGUGUGUCGAUCGACAGUGCGACAUCCUCCCGCGAGAGGAACUCCGACAGUGUUGUGGUCUCGCCAGUGACAUUGGAGAGUGUCGUUGCGCCUCUUCCGCCUCAGGCGUUUCCGACAGUGACGACUCGUGGCGACGUUCCUCCGUCUGGUGAGGUAGGCGGCAGUGUCUGGCGGCCGCUGCAGGGUGCGCGGGAUGUGCUGCGCCGCGGUCGACAUUGGUGGCGCGACAUGAGCGCCAAGCUCGCCGACUGGGCCGUGCUGCAGGACCUGCGCCGGCUAGGGGACGUGGAGGCGGCCAACAGCCGGCGCGCGCGCAGCCUGAAUCGGCAGCCUCGCGAAGGCAAGGCCAGCACUCGCAGCGCGCGCAGUAAGCGCAGCAUACGCAGCACCCGCUCUCACGGGAACAUCCUCAGCAAUGGCGACGACGAGCAGCCCGCCGAAGGCACCUCAGGGAAGGCUUCUUCCGUCGCUCCUACAAGCGACCGGUCUCGUCGAACGAGCUCGCGGCUCUCGAUCCACGACAUCAACCGUCUAGACGUGUCCGCCUCCGAGUGCCGUUCGCUGUCCGCGGGGCGCUCUGUACCCGACCUGUCCACUCACGACGUCUCACGGCGGGGAAUCCACCUGCCGCAGCCUCAGUUCGAGCUGAACGGCGCCGUGACCUUGACCCCACACGUGACCCUGUCCAGGCCGAGCACCCCGGGUCCGGGCGGAGCGCAUGUGGAGGGCCCCAGCAGUCCGGGAGUGCCCGGACACACUAGGCAGCCCUCUCUGCACCGGCACAGAGCCUCUGCGCAGCUGGAAGAGCUGCGGAGCCAGCCCGGCUCGGCGGGUGACACGGACGGCAGUGGUGCAGCCUCGUCCUCCGGUGCGGGGACGCUGAGCACCCUGAGGACCUCCUGGACCUCGGUCACUGUGCCUUUCGGGGGCACCCGCCGAUGGAAAAUACGACCGCAGCUGCUGGCCGUCGCCACCGGCUGCCUGACGAUGCUCGUCACCGGAUUCAUGAUGGCCUACCAGUCGCCAGCCAACCCACAGCACGUGCUGACAUCUGGCGAGCGGAGACAGAACCACCUACUGGCAGUCGGGUGUCUGCUGGGCUCGCUGGUGGGCGGAGUGCUGCUGCUGGCCGGCCGACGCCGACCGCUGCUGGCCGCCUGUCUGGCAGACGCCGUCAUCUGGACUCUGCCGCUGUUCUCCUCCGACCCGUGGCUUGCAUACACAGACGAGAUCCUCACAGGAUUGGUCAGCUGCGCGUCGAUUCUGCUAGUGCUGGUGUAUGUGGCGGAGAUCAGUGUGGCCGAGUGCCGCGGAGGGUUUCUCGUGGCGGCGCUGGCGGCGUUUGACGCCGGGGUGUUGCUCUGUCUGCUGGCCGCGGAGGUGAUGGGACGGCGCGAGCUGGCCGGUCUGGGACUCUCCCUCCUGCUGCCGCUGUUCGCGGCGCUGGUCAUCACGCUCCCAGAGUCACCGCGCUUCGUGGCGGCUGCUGGGAACAAGGUGGGAGCGGAAAUCAACCUGAGGCUGCUGCGAGGAGUCGAGUACUACAGCGAGAGUGAGCUGAACCUGGUUCUGACCAACCUCGACUCAGGCGGGGUGGCGGGGACCAACUGGCUGCGAGCGCACACGCGCCAACCAGCGCUGCGGGCGCUCUUCGUAGCCGGGACGCUGACGUUUCUGGUGCCCCACUGCGGCUUCAGCACCGUCACCUCCUUUGCGGUGGGCCUGUUUAUGGGUCACGGCGACCGCACUCAGCGGACCACCCUGCUCUGCGUCACGUUGAUCAAGAUGGCGGCGACGGCGGCGUCGGUCCCUCUCUCGGACCGGUUCGGCCGGCGCGUGCCGCUGCUGCUGGCCUCGGCGCUGCAGGCGCUGGCGCUGAUGGUGCUGGCGCUGUGCGCGCUGCUGCUCAGCGCCGAACAGGUGUACUCAGUGGCCGGGACGGUGCUGCUGCUCCUCCUGGUCGGUGUGUUCGUGGUCGGCGCCGGCGUCGGCAUGAGCACGCUGCCCUGGGUGCUGGUGGCCGAGCUGUUUCCGCAGCGCAGCCGGCCCAUCGGCGCAGCGCUCAGCGGCGUGGCCUACUGGGCCGGGGACCUGGUGGCCGCCUGGCUGGCCAUCUGGCUGCAGGAAGCGCUGGGCGCCAGCGGGGUGCUGUGGCUGCACUUCCUCUGCACCACGGUCGGCUACCUCUUCGUCUUCUUUGUCGUCCCGGAGACCAGAGAGAAGGCUCUGGAGGAGAUCGAGGUCUACUUCACCGAGAAAACGUCCAAGAAGUCGACGUCGCGCGUGCCGUCCGUCCUUAUCACGCGACUAUGAUGGCGAUGGCGGUGAUGAUGUCUAGGAGAUGAUGGUGCUUUGAAGUAAGGAACCUCGAUGAUAUUGCUUGGGUGAAAAUGACAUGAUAUUGUUUGUGUGAGUGCGAUAAUAUCGAGUGCGCUGCCCGCAGUAUUAAAUGUGUCUUGCUGCAUAAGUAUUUCAACUGUUUUUAUUUUACUGACGACUGGAGCUCCGUGUGAUUUUCAUUCACUUGUUGCAUAUUUAUAAGAUGAUACUGUGUUGCUCCAUGAAGUACAGAAUAUAUCAGGUGCCGGCUAA
Messenger RNA from Amphibalanus amphitrite, 2930 nucleotides. Its product is annotated as facilitated trehalose transporter Tret1-2 homolog. The transcript is spliced from 3 exons. Lineage: Eukaryota; Metazoa; Arthropoda; Thecostraca; Balanomorpha; Balanidae. Gene Ontology annotation, molecular function: transmembrane transporter activity. Gene Ontology annotation, cellular component: membrane. The record is from RefSeq and is a predicted model, not a curated record. The coding region runs from base 108 to 2651 and encodes 847 amino acids. Gene Ontology annotation, biological process: transmembrane transport.